This is a messenger RNA of Phodopus roborovskii (desert hamster), 3554 nucleotides long. RefSeq names its product clathrin interactor 1 (gene Clint1). Gene Ontology annotation, molecular function: clathrin binding; phospholipid binding. NCBI's taxonomy places the organism in Eukaryota, Metazoa, Chordata, Mammalia, Rodentia, Cricetidae. The record is from RefSeq and is a predicted model, not a curated record. The transcript is spliced from 12 exons. Bases 200 to 2125 code for a protein of 641 amino acids. Gene Ontology annotation, biological process: endocytosis. Gene Ontology annotation, cellular component: endosome; plasma membrane; clathrin vesicle coat.
GCAGCGCCGGUGCGGCCGCGUCUCGACGUGUCACCGGCGGCGCCGUGUCUGUGGCCGGGAGAAGGAGCUCCAGCGAGGGAGAGUUCGCGGCGGUGGGUGGCGGCGGCGACCCGAGCCUGGACCAACCCCGGCGCAGAGGCGUCCCGGGGUCCGUGGGGAACGGCGGAGGGCGGCAGCGGGCCGGGCCGCGCGGGGCGCGAUGCUGAACAUGUGGAAAGUGCGGGAGCUGGUGGACAAAGCCACCAAUGUGGUUAUGAAUUAUUCAGAGAUUGAGUCUAAAGUUCGAGAAGCAACGAAUGAUGAUCCUUGGGGACCUUCUGGGCAGCUCAUGGGAGAGAUUGCCAAAGCUACCUUUAUGUAUGAACAGUUCCCGGAACUCAUGAACAUGCUUUGGUCCCGAAUGCUAAAAGACAACAAAAAGAAUUGGAGAAGAGUUUAUAAGUCAUUGCUGCUCCUAGCUUACCUCAUAAGAAAUGGAUCGGAGCGAGUUGUUACAAGCGCAAGAGAGCACAUUUAUGAUUUGCGAUCCCUGGAAAAUUACCACUUUGUAGAUGAGCAUGGCAAGGAUCAAGGUAUAAAUAUUCGACAGAAAGUUAAGGAACUGGUUGAAUUUGCACAGGAUGAUGACAGGCUUCGAGAAGAACGAAAGAAAGCAAAGAAGAACAAAGACAAGUAUGUUGGGGUCUCCUCAGACAGCGUUGGCGGAUUCAGAUACAAUGAAAGAUAUGAUCCUGAGCCCAAGUCCAAGUGGGAUGAGGAGUGGGAUAAAAACAAGAGUGCAUUUCCAUUCAGUGAUAAGUUAGGGGAGCUGAGCGAUAAGAUCGGAAGCACAAUCGACGACACCAUCAGCAAGUUUCGGAGGAAAGACCGGGAGGACUCUCCGGAACGGUGCAGUGACAGUGAUGAAGAAAAGAAAGCAAGAAGAGGCAGAUCUCCCAAAGGAGAAUUCAAAGACGAAGAGGAAACGGUGACAACGAAGCAUAUCCAUAUCACACAAGCCACGGAGACCACCACAACCAGGCACAAGCGCACAGCAAACCCUUCCAAAACCAUUGAUCUUGGAGCAGCAGCACAUUACACAGGCGACAAAGCCAGCCCGGAUCAGAAUGCUCCAACCCACACGCCUCAGUCUUCAGCGAAGCCAUCAGUGCCGAGCAGCAAGUCAUCAGGGGACCUCGUUGACCUGUUUGAUGGCAACAGCCAAUCAGCAGGAGGAUCAACUGAUUUAUUCGGGGGAUUUGCUGACUUUGGCUCAGCUGCUGCAUCAGGCAGUUUCCCUUCCCAAGCAACAAGUGGGAAUGGAGACUUUGGUGACUGGAGUGCCUUCAACCAAGCCCCAUCAGGUCCUGUUGCUUCCAGUGGUGAGCUCUUUGGCAGUGCUCCACAGCCUGCAGUAGAACUCAUCGGUGGCUCACAGCCAGCUUUAGGCCCACCUCCUGCUGCCUCAAACUCUGCAGACCUGUUUGAUCUUAUGGGCUCAUCCCAGGCAACCAUGACGUCUUCCCAGAGUAUGAAUUUCUCUCUGAUGAGCACUAACACUGUGGGGCUUGGUUUGCCCAUGUCAAGAUCACAGCCUCUGCAGAACAUUAGUGCAGUGCUGCAGAAGCCUAACCCUCUCUAUAAUCAGAAUGCAGAUAUGGUCCAGAAGUCGGCCAGCAAAACCCUGCCCUCCACUUGGUCUGACCCCAGUGUCAACAUCAGCCUAGACAACUUACUACCUGGUAUGCAGCCUUCCAAGCCCCAGCAGCCAUCGCUUAACACAAUGAUUCAACAACAGAAUAUGCAACAGCCUUUGAAUGUGAUGACUCAAAGCUUUGGAGCUGUCAACCUCAGUUCUCCAUCAAACAUGCUUCCUGUCCGGCCACAAACUAACCCUCUGAUGGGGGGACCCAUGCCUAUGAACAUGCCUGGUGUGAUGACGGGCACCAUGGGAAUGUCCCCUCUGGGAAACGCCCCAGUAAUGAGCCAGAGCAUGGUGGGCAUGAACAUGAACAUGGGGAUGUCAACCUCGGGGAUGGGCUUGACAGGCACGAUGGGAAUGGGCAUGCCCAACAUGGCCAUGCCUUCUGGAACUGUGCAACCCAAGCAAGAUGCCUUUGCAAACUUUGCCAACUUUAGCAAAUAAAAUAUUAUAAAGAAGCAAGUGGAAGAAGGAUGUGUAGCUGCAAAUAGGUGAUGUUGGGAUGGAAAAUGCUAAGCAGUUCCCUUUUCUUUUAUCAGUUAAUUAAAUAACCCACAAAAAGAACCAAAAAGUCUGAUGUAUAAAGUGAAGUGUCUGGUUGUCCGGAAGCAACUCAAGAGCACUUGAGACACAGCAGUCAGGACCCUCUUCCCCAGUGAAGAUGCAGUCCACCACUACUGGGGUGAGGAGACCCUGAAGGCCUUUCCAAGUCAGAGAGCCCAUGUCACAGGAUGGUCUGUGGGAGGACUGGCACAGGGCUGAGCAAAUGUGUUCACUCUCUAACUUUAUACUUUUCUUUCCCUGAGGAACUUGAUUUUUCUGUCCCUCAAUCGCCUUGUCAUAAUUGGGUCUAUUCCUUUACUACCACUCUCGAGUCCAUAUAUGAAGUCAUUAAAGUUGGAUGAUCAGUUUUUUAUAAAAAUAUAUAUUUUUGUCCAGAAAAAAAGGCAUACAUAUGUGAUUAUGGCUAAAUCAAAGGUAACCUGAUGUAUAUACUUUUGCCAAGGUUCCAGCAACACUGCUGACACACCAUCUGAGUUUCCAUGGAAUUGAACCCUCUUUCCACAGCUGUCAAUAGCUGUGAGCCUUUGCCCAUGUCUCUUUCUAUAAUUACCCAGUGCAGAACUGGGAAAAUGUUUUUCUUUUCAGGACUGCUCUGUGGUUUCCUUUAAGAGAUGGAGGAGGGAGACCUCGUGUGUGUGUGUGUGUGUGUGUGUGUGUGUGUGUGUGUGUGUGUGUGUGUGUGUGUGUGUGUGUGUUUGUAGCAGUUCAUUGCAGUUUGCAGUGAUUGACUUGGCAAAGCUCCUUUCCGUGCAUAUCCUUGUAGCCAUCAUUCAAGUCAGAAACAGUCAAAAGAGAAAAAAUAUUUAUUUUUAUCUUUUUCGGUGUCUUUUCAAAAAAUUGAAAGGUAAAAAUGCAUUAAGACCUUAAGUUAAAUAUAAAAGUUAGGACUCAGCAAUGUUCACGUUUAGAUUUUAUACUGUAUUUGUUUUGUUUGGAUUUUGAGUGUCUAUAAUACCGCAUUAGCAAUAUGGUUCCAAUAGAAGUUCGAUAUAUAUUAUUAAAGGAGACCUGUAGCAGUCAGAGAUUUUAUUGAUUUAAUGACAAAUAAAGGAAAUUAAUUAAUUUUUUGUUUUCCUGCUGUGAUUCUGCAUUAAGCUCACAUGAAAAUCAUGAUGCUAGAGUUUGGAAUUGAAAAUUAAAUGUUUCAACCUCAAGCUGGGAAUAUUUUUUAAAAUAAAUACUAUAAGUAUCAAAUUAUUACCUCCCCACUUUUAUGUUGAAAAUUUUUUUAUUCAAUUGAUACAACUUUGUUUCCAUUGUAUUCAUGAUGUUCUGUUAUAUAUAACAUUAAAACGUUCAUUAAAAUCAA